AUGGGCUAUGAUCCGAAACUGUUUCCAGUUCCGCCAGGAGACUUUUGGACCUGUCCCGUCUGCAAUCUGAUUCUCAAGGACCCAUUACAGAUAUGCCGCAAUUCUCAUUCUGCUUGCGCGACCUGCGUCAAGACCCUCAAGACCGAAAAAUGCCCAACAAGUGGCUGCAGUGCAUCGAUGCAUAAAAAGAAAGAUAGAGUCGUAGACACCACUGCGUCUAGGUUUCUUGGAGCCCAGAAGAUUCGCUGCGCCAAUGGCCAAAACGGCGGGGGUUGUGGUUGGGCUGGAUCCGUCGCAGACGAGCCGUUGCAUUCUAUCAAGUGCCAGGCAUCUCUGACACCUUGUCCUCAUCCUGGCUGCAAGGUCACCGUCGUGAGAUCAGAACUAUCCGCGCACCUUCAUGUCUGCCCAUACCGACCAGUUCUGUGCCCCAAUGGGGGCACAUAUCCAAGAACAUGCAGGUUUAAAGGACCCUUGAACCGUGUGGAUGCUCACCUCAGCGAGUGUUCAUACCAUCCAUGCCCACAGGCACGCCUUGGAUGCCAGUACACCGGCACUCGGGAUCAAGUCGCCCAGCAUGCCGCAGAUUGCGUAGACCUGCUUGCCCGUGAGCUCGUAGAGCUUCGUCGUCUGGCCGCGACGGCAGGUGCAAAUGCGAUGCAGUCACGGCAAGGACUUCCAACCCCGCCUUCGUCUCGAGUUCCGUCGAGUGCGCAACGAGAGGUCGAUCUCGUCCGCUGGAGUCAGGGUGUUCACGAUGCUGCUCCAAGAAAGAAACAAUCUUCUUCGUCCAACUCUCUUUUUGACUUCGAUACCCCUCGUGGAAUGGAAGUGGACUUCUCGAUGGACAGCCCGCCAAAAGUGGACCCACCUCUACGCGGAGCCGAUGUGUCCAAAACUCCUCUCAAUUCAGGCAAUGUCGACUUGCGACUGGAUCGCUCGCCUCCGACGGCAAGGGAUGUCGUCAAGCAUUCGCGGCGAGACAGCUCCGAGAUAGAGGAAGGCGAGGCGACGAGCGUCUCUGAUCUCUAUAUGGAGCUCAUAACCGAGGAUAUUGAUCCAAAUGAAAACACUCUCGAAGAUGUGCAUUCGCCUGCCGACGAAAGUCCAAGUAAAUCGGAUGACAUUGUCCCGUCGUCGCCCACCGUCAUGGACUCGAGCCCGCUCUCAAAGCACAAGGAAUCGAAGGAAACUAAGCCAUCGUCUCUUCUCCCGCCGUUGGGAGCGUCUGGUCGGAUACCCUUCAAGGCCCGCCGUUCAGACAAGGCCCGGCAGUCUCCCAGCAAAGAUCCAGUCCCCAAGUCUUCCGACAAAGCGGUCAAACCGAACACCAAGGGACGUAUGAAAAAGCCCAACAAAGAACCCAAGCAGUCUUCACGACCGGCUAAAAAGGAAAAGGAGACUCGCCCCGUAGAUGCAUUGGUUGGUCACAAGCCGAUACUCGAGUACGCCUACGAGGAUACCGAGAACUCUGGGGGGCGUAACAUCCCACCCACCGCUCCUCCUACGACUGGAGGAACAGACGGCCCUCUUCCUGCUCGUCGUCCUCAACCAAUCCUCCCUCAUGGCCUUGGGCGUCAGUUUAAUCGUGGCCAUACACAAGCUGGAGCUGCUUCAGGAGGGACUGGUCCCACCCGAAAUAAGGUGCAUCGUCGUGCCGGCUCGCUUUCUUUCCCACGUGGAGAACAGCCGUACUUCUACGCUGGACCGUAUAACCAGUCCCAUGCUAUGCAUUUUACACCUCCUCGUUCGAUGCAUCCUUACCCUGGGCGCCCAAUGCAUCCAUAUGAAAUGCCAAACCCUCAUAUGAUGGCUCCUAGCUACUUUCAUCCUCCUGCACUCGGACCAUACGCUCCCUCAGCAAACGAUGGAUCGGGUUUUGAAGAGGAGGGUUUCGAAGCUUUCGAGGAAGAGUACUUUAAUGGCAUGAGCUGGAUGCACAUGUACUCCCACCCUCGAGUUUCGGGUCGCGAGCCUAUCUCCUCAUUCAGCCAAGUCGACACCGCCUCGUAUCUUCACGCAUACUCGCCAACCAAAGGGCAUAUACCACUACCCGAGGGUGCAUAUCAACAAUCGAAAACGCCGCCUCCCUCAAGUCAUGGAGCGUCAUCAACGACAGCUCCUCGACCUCAAAGCAAGAAGUCACCAAAGCCUUCGCUCCCUCCCUUACAAAUGUCCGAGAACGAGGGCCACGAGGAGGAUAUGGACGAAACUAGUAUUUCCGUGCAAGAUAGGGGCCAAGAGACGGGAAGUGUCACGUCAAAGAGUGCACGAAUCCCUGAGGCUGAUCACCCUCAGGAGAUCCUUGUGAUCAGCGCUCCUCCCAAGGUCAUACUGCCCAAAUUCUUCCCGCAAUUCCACGCACCUAAUCCGCUGAUGAGGGCGUCAAUCAUGGACGAUUGGGGAGUUGGACAUACUCCAAGUCUCCUCGCUGUUCCACCAGAGGUAUAUGCCAAGGCGAAUCCUAUUCGGUCUCUUGUUUCCCAAGAGUGCGUAGUCCGACCAGCAUUCCCCGUAAUCAAGCUAGCCACGCGUUCGGAGGGUCACUCGCAUUCUCAGAAACGGUCGCGAGAGACAUCAGACGACGAGGAACCUCUUGCCGAGAGAGUGAGAAAACCGGGAAGACAAAGGAAGAUGUCAGAGUCUCCCAAGAAGCAGAAGACUGUAACGGAAGAGGGAGCUUUAUCACCACGGAAACCCAAGGCAAAGACCAAGGGAUCGUUCACGGUAGUGGAGGAUGACAAGCUGCCCAAUAAAUCAACAUUGGUCGACCAGCCACCUGUCGUGUUCGAUAAGCGAGCGACGAGAAGUGGAAAGGAGUUCAAUGCAACUCGUCCCGUGGAGUCCUCCGAGGACGGUACAGACGAGAGCGAGGAAGAAGUUCCCAAGAAACCGAGACCGUCGAAACGCAAGACCAGAAAGGAAAUAAACUUGAUAGAGGAGGAUUCUGAUGAGUCGGAGUAUGGCGCAAAGAAAAGGCACAAGGGCCAGAGUGCGAGCGGUGGCUCCAAAGUUGCAAAACGUAUCGUUCGCAAAAAGGAAUCCAUCCACACCGACGCCGGCAAUCCGAACAACGAAGAAGAAUCAAGCCAGGUUCCUCACGCUGAGAAUGAUGAGCUGUCAAAAUCGGAGGCUGAAGAGUCACCAGAAGCAGAAGCAUCUUCACCCGAGAAGCAUGAUGUAGACGUCGACCAGGAGAUGGAAAAAUUCCAAUCAGAGUCUCCAUUCUCACCCGACAAACUCACUCUACUCCCCCGUGAAGACAUACCCGAUGUCAUUUACAAACUACAAACCUCUUCACCGAUUGGGCUGGCCCCGGUCGUCGUUGCAGCACAGCCUAUCGGAGAUAGCGUG
Messenger RNA from Serendipita indica DSM 11827, 3354 nucleotides. The record is from the annotation of a GenBank genome assembly. NCBI's taxonomy places the organism in Eukaryota, Fungi, Basidiomycota, Agaricomycetes, Sebacinales, Serendipitaceae.